CGAAAUUCCAAGUAUACAAAGCAAAGCAGCUCCGUCGCAGAAAAGGACCGAACGACACCUCGAAGCUGCCCGUCUGCCUCCAAGCGCGCUCGUGUCCCCAAACCAUACCUACCUUACCAGGUUCCCGUAUCGGCGACAUCUGUCGCAACAAGAUACAGACUCCCUCCAGAGCGAGCCACGAUAAUCGUCAAAUACGAUGGGCAAGCGCAAGAGUUCGAGAAAGCCCCAGGGGCCCAAGAAGCGCGACCCGCUGCCCACCAACUUCACAUGCCUCUUCUGCAACCACGAAAACGCGAUCGAAAUCAAGCUGGACAAGAAGUCGGGUUGCGGCUGGCUCAACUGCAAGAUCUGCGGCCAAAAAUUCCAAUGCGGCAUCAAUUAUCUCUCCUCCCCGAUAGAUGUCUACAGCGAGUGGGUGGAUGCAGCAGAUGCUGUCGCCCAGGAGGCGCGCGAAACCCAGGACAGAUCCGCUGGCGGUGCCAAGUUGAGUAGCAGGCGGGUAGGCGAAUCGAGGCAGAGGAUGGACGAGGAGGAUGAAGGCGAGGGCGGCUAUGAAGGCGAGGGUAUCGUCGGCGACGAUGAAGAUUACGAUUGACUAUGAGGCUUGGGGAAGAUGGAUGUUUCUGUACUGUUAUUCGGGUUGGGAUAUAGGAGCCGCGAGGAAAGCGGUCGAUACCAGUUCACGCCGGCCGGGGUCGGCGCAGGGCCACUUCAUUGGACAGAAUCUGUAAUACUACGCUGUGUCUUUAUGCAAACGCUAA
Molecule: messenger RNA, 761 nt
Organism: Parathielavia appendiculata
Lineage: Eukaryota; Fungi; Ascomycota; Sordariomycetes; Sordariales; Chaetomiaceae
Product: Elf1-domain-containing protein
Exons: 4
Coding region: 197-595 (132 amino acids)
Biological process (GO): transcription elongation by RNA polymerase II
Cellular component (GO): transcription elongation factor complex
Molecular function (GO): RNA polymerase II complex binding
Source: RefSeq, a predicted model, not a curated record